CGAACGGCACGUAUAUACGAUAUAUGUUGAACCCCAUCAUGCAUCUACCAUCAAUGGGUCCGCCCGCUGCUGGUAUAUGCUGUCUACCGCACCAUCUCCAUGUUGCGCCGACGCUGCGACGGUACACCUGGCCGCUCAGUUGCAGCGACCUCCGGUCCUUCUAACCUGGUCGGCCGUAUCGCGGGGUGCCAGCGUGGCCAUGGCCAUAAUAUAAGUACAAUCGCAGGCAGGGAUGCCCCUGCCCUGUCCUCCAAUAUGCAUACUAGCUACAAGGAAGCCGCCUACUACAGUCAUGAUACAAUUAAGGAAAUGGACGGGUCCAGCUUCCACCUACCGACCGGUGCAGAGGCUGAGCCUGGCGUCCCGCCACAUAACCUCUCUCUUGAAGUCGGCUGCGUCGCGAGCAUCAUGCGCAACCUCUCCAUUGAAAAGGGCCUGGUUAAGAAUGUGGGGUGCAGGUGGACAACUUACUUACCAAUGUCGUCCAGGUGCGCCUCCUGCAACAUAAUCAGCUACUAACCUCUCAAAUUACUGGUCAGGAGAUGCAGAUCUUCUGCCUCCCUCGCAUCACCUUCGAAUUCCGACCGCACCGUGCCAAUUGGACCGUCCAGCGUCGCCAGUUCCCAAUGCCGCUGGCACGCCACCACUUUCAACAGUUGC
This is a messenger RNA of Aspergillus vadensis CBS 113365, 660 nucleotides long. RefSeq lists its product as uncharacterized. The record is from RefSeq and is a predicted model, not a curated record. Lineage: Eukaryota; Fungi; Ascomycota; Eurotiomycetes; Eurotiales; Aspergillaceae. The coding region runs from base 100 to 519 and encodes 139 amino acids. The transcript has a single exon.